Cygnus olor (mute swan) is the source of this 1738-nucleotide messenger RNA. It is a transcript of the gene CCDC15, whose product is annotated as coiled-coil domain containing 15. Gene Ontology annotation, cellular component: centrosome. The transcript is spliced from 11 exons. The record is from RefSeq and is a predicted model, not a curated record. Lineage: Eukaryota; Metazoa; Chordata; Aves; Anseriformes; Anatidae. Bases 55 to 1464 code for a protein of 469 amino acids.
CAGGAUUCAAACCGGUGGCGGAGGCGGAAGCGGCGGCCCAGGCUCGGCGCUGCGAUGCCGCCGUCCCGCAGGAAGCGGCCGGCGGGGUCCCCCCGGCGGGUGCUGGCCGCGAGGAGCCCCCGCGUGGCCCCCGUGGGCGCCUGGGUGGAGAGCGGCCCCCCGGGGCCGCAGCACGGCCUGGCCUUCGCUUCAGCAUUUCAAGUUGAGGAGGAGCUGAAGGAGCAGCAAAGGAAGAAGGCAGCAAGCCUGAGACGCUUCCAGGGAGAAGUAAAGCAGCGAGUGAACCAGCAAGUCAGGAUGAGGAGAAAGCAACAGCUGCAGAAGUCCUGCGAAGCGGCAGAGAAGGAGACCUGCCUUGCCAUGCAGUACUCGGACUCAGUGCUGCACCUGACUCCCAAGAAGAACACGUGUGUGUUUCGGAGCCACCCCGCACCCGCCAUCUGCAGCCCCAGUGCCCGCACCAUCCUGGCACAGUGGCAGGAGCAGGGGUUGCCCAGCGAACCCUUCCAGCAGCAGGCCACCAAGCUCAGCAAAACCAUGAGGCAAGUUCGUCGCAGGCUGGCAUCCUGCCGGACUGUGCCUGAAGGAACGGGGCCUCCUGAGCUCCCCGGUGGCAUCUGGAGCCUCAACAGGAGUCAUGAGGAACCAGUGCCUCAUGCCACAGUGCCCACAGAAGAUGAGAGUGAGGAACGUCUAGCAGGACAUCAUGAUCUUCCAGCUGAACUACAAGACCAGGCAACAGCCCUGCAUCAGGCUGAACAAGAAGAUGGUUUCUAUAUCAAAGUGGAAUUUGAAAAAUUCUGUGAUGGAUCAGUGAAGGACUUGAGCCUGCCCAAGUCUCCCCAGAGACUGAACCCCACUUGUCGAGCUCCCCUUGUACUCUGGGCUGGCAUAGACCAAGAGGAAACCAAGAAGCAGCGUCAGAAUGAGUACCUGAGGUGCAAGCGUCUCUUCAUGAAUGUUGAGCGAGAGCAAGUGAAGGAGCAGCGGAGGCAGAAAGAGCAGCAGAAGAGGAUUGCUAAGAUUAAGAGCAAGAAGGAGAACCAGCGCCAAGUGGAAGAGCAAAAGAUGCAGAAGAUGGCUGAGCAGCAAGAACCCUGCUUGGGGGAAAGUGUCUGUGAAAUCCUGGCCCACCUUGAACUGGAGGAGAGUAGGCUGAAGAUUAAGGAAAAGCAGCAGCGAAAUAAGGAGUACGUGAGGUAUGUAGAAGCUCUAAGAGCUGAGGUGAAGGAGAAGAUGAAGCUGUACAACAUCGAAUUGCCUCCCUUGUGCUCCUGCAGCUCUGAUUUCUGGGAGUCCCACCCAGAUACCUGUGCCAACAACUGUGUCUUCUACAAAAACCACAAAGCCUACAGCCAUGCUCUGCAGUCUGUCGUCCUGUCCUGUGACCCCACAGAUGGGAGGAUGAAACUGCCCAUCCGUGACCUCGCUGCUCUCUGCACACACCCUGUGAAGCACCAGUGAAGAGGGUGGCUGUGUGCCCCUGUGGCUCAGGGACUGGCGUAAGUAGGCGUCGUGUCCCAGCACGAGAGCCGUGCCGUGCCAGAGCACUUGCUGCUCCUUGUGCUCAGGUUUAAGUCACGCAUCUUUGGUUUUGCUCCCUUGGUGCGGUUGGCCAGACCAGGAGCACAGUGCUGGUGGCAAGUGUGAAGGGGCUGAUUGUUCUUCUGGGCUUGUUUAGAGGCAAGCGUUUGAAUUUUGGUGUUCAGCUGCACAAUAAACUUUGCAGCAUGUGUGA